Messenger RNA from Chiloscyllium plagiosum (whitespotted bambooshark), 1459 nucleotides. The record is from RefSeq and is a predicted model, not a curated record. Lineage: Eukaryota; Metazoa; Chordata; Chondrichthyes; Orectolobiformes; Hemiscylliidae.
AUGACGUAUGGCUGCUGCCCUGAUGGAGUGACAUCAGCGAGGGCGUAUGGCCAGGCUGGUUGCUCGACAUUUCCGACCGACAGUUCUAAUAACGAUGACCAGCAGCUUUUUGAGUCACAGGUUCGAGACAAUCCAUCGGGUGAAUGUCGGAGCUCCAUGUUUGGUUGUUGUCACGAUGAAUUGACCCCUGCCUUAGGCCCGAGUGGAGAAGGUUGUAGGAGUGGUCCCAGACACCUUUAUCCAGCUCCAUGCUUGCUGCUGAGCGCCGAGGGGCCCUGCUCUGACUGGGCAGUCCGAUGGUUCUUCAUCCCAGAGGCAGGCCUCUGUAACCGCUUCUGGUAUGGGGGCUGCCAUGGCAACCUGAACAACUUUGAGACGGAGGAGGAGUGUGAGCGUCGUUGUAGGCGGUCGGGUGGCAUGAACAGGCCUGAUGAAAGGACUCCCUGGUGGUCCCCGCACCCAGGACGACAGUCUGAAUCCUCCCUGCUUCCUACAAGGGCUCCAAAUAGAGGCUCAGUCCAACUGCAGCCAGAGCGUCCCAUUUACAGGUUAAGUAUCGAAAGGUCGGAUCCUUCUUCAGUGAGUGCCCGGCCAGGACAAACUGUGAGGUUGCUGUGUAGGGUUGAUGCAUUUCCAACUCCUCGUAUCGAGUGGUACAAAGAUGGGAGACUGCCCUUUUCACUAAGACACAGACAGCAGCCCGAUGGAUCAUUGCAAAUCAGCUGGGUCCGGGAACAAGAUGCCGGAUUGUACACGUGUCGAGCAUCAAACGCUCACGGUCAGGCGUCCCGUCCGGUUCAGCUGAACAUUCAAGCUGCUGCUCACGUCUGGCCUAGCAUGUCUGUGAUCGAAGCCCAGGUUGGUUUCUCAGCCCAGUUACCAUGCCUGGCUGAAGGAUGGCCAAGAUCCCAGAUGUUCUGGGAGAGAGAUGGUACCCGCAUUGGACCGGAGGCACAGCCCCGGCUCACUCAGCUGGAUGACCAGUCUUUACGCUUUACCUCAGUAACACCCAGCGACGCAGGGGAAUACGUCUGUGUCGCCCACAAUACCGCGGGACAGCUGCAAAGGAUGGUGGUGGAACUUAAGGUCAAAGGUUUUUAACGACAGUCAACUUUGCAUUUCCAAGGCUGGUCAAAGUGCGGAGAGAUAGUUGUAAGCUCGCGUUGUCACUGUGUGAGAAUGCUGUAUCCAGAGCAAGGCCAGGCCAGGCCAGGCCUUUCUCCCUCAGACUCCCACCACUUGCAUUGGCAUGGUCUCCGAGGGCCCCACUCCAAAGACUGAGGCUAACUUUCCCAUAAGUACACAUAGAGAGAGAGAGAGAGUGUCCUUGUAGACGUUUCUGUAGCGACUUUCAUAGAAUCUACACUGUGGAAACCCUCGGAAAGGCAUCCCACCCAGACACAUUCCCCUACCCUAUUGCUCUACAUUUCCCUUGCCUAACACACCUAGCCUACACAUC